Manihot esculenta (cassava) is the source of this 1813-nucleotide messenger RNA. RefSeq names its product shaggy-related protein kinase zeta. The transcript has 12 exons. Gene Ontology annotation, cellular component: cytoplasm. The record is from RefSeq and is a predicted model, not a curated record. Gene Ontology annotation, biological process: signal transduction; protein phosphorylation. Gene Ontology annotation, molecular function: protein serine/threonine kinase activity; ATP binding. Bases 231 to 1373 code for a protein of 380 amino acids. NCBI's taxonomy places the organism in Eukaryota, Viridiplantae, Streptophyta, Magnoliopsida, Malpighiales, Euphorbiaceae.
AAAAAAUGAAAAGAAAAUGCAAAAAAUGAUGUGUGUUUGUGUGCGUGUGAAGUGAGAGUGAGCGAAAGGAGAGGAAAGGCAAAGGGAAUUUGCAGAGAGCAGUGCCCUCUCUCCAUGCCUUUGGCUUUUGGGAGCUAAUCAAUCAUCUUCAACAUCAUCAUCAAGCCCAGCAAUCACACUUAGCUCCAUCGUACGAUGACCCACUGAAGCUCCACCCUCUCCGCUGAUAUAUGGAUUCCGAUAAGGAAAUGACAUCUGCUGAAGUUGAGGGGAAUGGUGCAAUUACAGGUCAUAUCAUAUCCACUACCAUUGGAGGCAAGAAUGGGGAGCCCAAACAGACCAUCAGUUACAUGGCUGAGCGAGUUGUAGGUACUGGAUCAUUUGGAAUAGUUUUUCAGGCAAAAUGCUUGGAAACUGGAGAGCCGGUGGCUAUAAAGAAAGUCUUGCAGGACAAACGAUACAAAAAUCGUGAGCUGCAGCUGAUGCGGUUGAUGGAUCACCCAAAUGUGGUUCCCCUGAGGCAUUGUUUCUUCUCCACGACAAGUAAAGAUGAGCUUUUCCUGAAUUUGGUUAUGGAAUAUGUUCCUGAAACAAUGUACAGGGUUUUGAAGCACUAUACCAGUAUAAACCAACGGAUGCCGCUCAUCUAUGUGAAACUUUAUACAUACCAAAUAUUCAGGGGAUUGGCAUAUAUCCAUACUGUUCCUGGAGUUUGUCACAGAGAUGUAAAGCCUCAAAAUCUUCUGGUUGAUCCCCUCACUCACCAGGUUAAGCUUUGUGACUUUGGAAGUGCUAAAGUCUUGGUCCAGGGUGAAGCAAACAUAUCAUAUAUAUGCUCUCGCUAUUAUCGGGCUCCAGAGCUCAUAUUUGGUGCAACAGAAUAUACAACUUCAAUUGAUAUUUGGUCAGCUGGUUGUGUAUUGGCUGAGCUUCUUCUGGGUCAGCCAUUGUUUCCUGGGGAAAAUGCAGUAGAUCAACUUGUUGAGAUCAUCAAGGUUCUGGGUACUCCAACGCGAGAAGAAAUUCGAUGCAUGAAUCCAAAUUACACGGAUUUUAGAUUCCCACAGAUUAAAGCACACCCUUGGCACAAGAUUUUCCACAAACGAAUGCCUCCUGAAGCAAUUGACCUUGCUUCACGGCUUCUUCAAUAUUCACCUAGUCUUCGUUGCACUGCACUUGAAGCUUGUUCACAUCCUUUCUUUGAUGAGCUACGUGAGCCUAAUGCCCGUCUUCCAAAUGGUCGGCCACUGCCACCUCUUUUCAACUUUAAACAGGAACUGUCAGAAGCUUCACCUGAAUUGAUCAACAGGCUCAUACCUGAACAUGUGAGACGGCAGGGUGGUCUUAGCUUCCUGCAUCCAGCUGGUUCUUAAAUGUGAAGCAACUGAACAAGGAAGCUCCUUUUCUGCUAGUGGACAUAUGACGAAAAUGGUGUUUUUCUGGUUAUAUAUAACAAGUACUCCAGCCCUGCCUCGACUGUUGAUUUCCUCUGCUUGCCAAGACUGCAAACUGGUUUUUCUGCCAUAACCUGGAAUAUGGUGAUUCUGUCGACUUUCACUUGAGCUUAAACACACUAUUCUCGUGCCGUUGUACUUUGCUCCUCUGAUAAUUACCGACAAAUAUCAAGAAAGCUAGGAGCAUAAAGAGACGAUGCAAUUUGUGUCUGGCUAGUUAGGGAUACCCAGCAGGAGUGCAAGGUUAAAUUGUAGUAGUAUGGCAUGUUUCACUGAAAACAUGAGCUUGUUUUUAUGACACUGAUUGAUGCAAAUAUGUUACAUAUUACAGUUCAAGGUUAAUACUUCUUUCCUUCCAA